Colletotrichum higginsianum IMI 349063 is the source of this 459-nucleotide messenger RNA. RefSeq names its product Glycoside hydrolase family 63. The record is from RefSeq and is a predicted model, not a curated record. The coding region runs from base 1 to 459 and encodes 152 amino acids. The transcript is spliced from 4 exons. NCBI's taxonomy places the organism in Eukaryota, Fungi, Ascomycota, Sordariomycetes, Glomerellales, Glomerellaceae.
AUGGUUGUCUUUGACGGUCACGAAUACCUCACCGAGGAGGAGAAGCGCCUUAGGGAAGACAGGAAACGCGAGAAGUACUGGAAGAAAUGGGGUCCCUAUGUCGCUGAGCGCCAAUGGGCCACCGUGCGAGAGGACUACAGUCCCGACGGAGACGCGUGGAGUCACUUUACCCACGACGACGCCCGAUCCCGAGCCUACAGAUGGGGUGAGGAUGGAAUUGCAGGCGUUUCUGACACCCAUGGCCUCCAGAACCUUGGCUUUGCGUUCUGGAACGAGGAAGACCCUGGUCGUUUGUCAACUGCUGACCAUGCGAAAAGUGACUUCCUUAAGGAAAGAUUGUUUGGUCUUUCGAACCCGCAGGGCAAUCACGGCGAGAGUAUCAAGGAAGCCCACUUCCACGUCGACAACACACCCGUAAGUAGCUUCAACUCGCACUCACAUCUGCUGUCUGGUUGCUAA